UCUGAAGGUUGAGGACUACCAGAGACUUGGAAUCGAGGGAAAACAGUCCUACUUCGAUAGAUCCAGGAGUUCUCGUUUUGCCCCCCCUCUCUAAAAAUGCCCCGGAAGCAUCAAGUGCCUGCGCUGCAGGAGCUUGCACUGUGCUCCAUCGGCGAAUACGUAACAGCUUUCGGCAAAUCAAUAGUCACCCCAAUCUGCAAGCAAUCAUGCACAGACCCCCGAGGAGGUUCCAAACGGCUCCAAAGCCUCCUAAACUCGAUGAAGCACCGCCUAAGCUCGAGCAUCCCCUGGCACUUGUACAACCCAAUGGCCUUGAAAUCCCUAAACGCCAUAAAGUCCCUGAUAAACGAGCGUAGAAACUCUUACAACGACUUUCAACCGAUGAACGUCUUCCUCACGGAGGUGAACGUCCUGGUGAACCUUAUCGAGGUGCUUUUGCACCACAAUCUGCGGUCGAUGGAAUUCGCGGAGUGGCCGAAAAUAAUGCGCCAUGUUCUCUACAACAAUCUACACAAUAUGUCUGGGCUUGAGGUCCUGGACCUCGGCUCGGGCUCCGCGGGCUGGCGAACGUCGGAGAUUGAGAAACUCAUCAUCAACGGGGUCUCGCACAUGCCGAAUCUCCUCUCCUUCACCCUGUGCUCAGACUGCACCGACAACAUCAUCCUCGUGGUCGGAGAAACCUGCAAGAAGCUCAGAACACUAGACGUGAUCGCUUCCAGGUCAGUCACGGACAGGAGCAUUCCCUCAAUCCUCAAUUGCCAUUACUUGAGGGAGGUCAAGCUGUUCAGAACUUCAGUCUCCAUCAGUGGCUUCGCCGAUCUCUUGAUCGGUCUGCCUUGGCUGGAGAACAUCGGACGUUGUGACGACAUCGGAGAAGUCUUCGAGUCGAUCUCGCUCAAGGAAAUGACUCAGAACGACUCGGAGAAGAAUUUGGCGCUCAAAGUGUUGGAAACUAGAAAUGUCACUAUCGAGGAUCUGUUCCUGUUCAUCGACAUGUGCCCCUUCAUCACUAGUAUCUCGAUCAUGUGCGACGAGAGGACUGAUCUCAGGAUUUUGUCUGCUUUGGAGCACCUGCAGGAGCUGAAGCUGUUGUCUUGCGACUUUUACGCGGAUAAGGUGAACGAUCUUUUGGAGCUUACGAAUUCGAGGAUCAAGAGUCUGCACCUGGAGCAUGUGGAGGAGAUUGACAGGAGUGCUCUGGUAUUCAUUAGUCAGUACUGCCCUGGGAUAAGGAGUCUGACGUUUUACAAUUGCGAUUUCUCCGAGGGAUUGUCCACGCAGUCCAGGACGCUGAAGAUCGAGCCGUUCAAGUUCUUGGAGAGGCUCAAGUGUGUGGCGGAUUGCGCGAGUUGUCAUCUGGAGUUUUUGUUGAGCAGUUGUCAGGGGAUCAAGUUCAUUCAACUGGGGUCUUCCACGGGGGUUGGGGAUGUGACGAUGCAGAAGGUGUUUGCGGUUAAUAAGAUGAGGGAACUGGAGGAGCUGAAGAUUCUUUAUGGUGGGGAUCUGUCGAUGAGGACUGUCAGACUGAUUAUGGAGAAUUGUGAGAGGUUGAGGAGGCUGAGUGAAUUGGAGGGGUGGCAUGGGGUGACUCAGGGGGAGCUGGAGAGUUUCAGGGAGGAACUGAGGGUCAAUAAUGUGGAUUUGGACACUAGUCCUACUUUAUCGCUUGCUUGAAGUUCUUUUCAUGUUGAGAUAAGGAGUUGGGGGAGCGGGGAGGUGGGAGCCGACAGGAUGAGGAAAUUUUGAAAAGAAUUGGGUGCGUGGGGAAAUAUGUGAGGGAAGUUUUGGGGAGAUUGACUUAAGAUAAUCAAAUCUGAGUUCAGGAGUGGAGUGGGCUAAUUACAAAUUAUCUGAAAAAAUUGGUAUGUUAAGGAUAUCCAAGUAUUUUUUACAGUUUGGUACAGACCACAUAUGGAUUC
Molecule: messenger RNA, 1919 nt
Organism: Diachasma alloeum
Lineage: Eukaryota; Metazoa; Arthropoda; Insecta; Hymenoptera; Braconidae
Product: ribonuclease P protein subunit p40
Exons: 2
Coding region: 97-1674 (525 amino acids)
Biological process (GO): endonucleolytic cleavage in ITS1 to separate SSU-rRNA from 5.8S rRNA and LSU-rRNA from tricistronic rRNA transcript (SSU-rRNA, 5.8S rRNA, LSU-rRNA); SCF-dependent proteasomal ubiquitin-dependent protein catabolic process; tRNA 5'-leader removal
Cellular component (GO): SCF ubiquitin ligase complex; ribonuclease MRP complex; multimeric ribonuclease P complex
Molecular function (GO): ribonuclease MRP activity; ribonuclease P activity
Source: RefSeq, a predicted model, not a curated record